AUGGAUACAACAGGCGAAGAGGACCCCGAGUCCGAAUCCAUGGCGGGUACUGCAGCAACCCAAGAAGAAGCCCUUCAACUCAAAGAGGCGAUCGAGUCACGCCAGCAGCAGCGCCGCAUUGACCGUGACCUGAACAUCAACGCCGAAGAGCACCGGCCCAAUCGGGACUUUUUCCGUCAGCUUGACUCGACCGUCAAAAAAACCACAGGCUUCGUCAAGAAACUCAAGACCACCAUGAACGAGGGCUCUCAAGCUCAGCUUCUGGCCGACUUUGACAAGCUCAACCUUUCGCGAUAUCUUGAGGAGGUAACGGCUUCGCUGGCGGUGGCUGGCCAGAUCAAGAAUGCCAGCCUCGGCGUGACCGUGGCGUUGGCCGUGCAGCUUCACCGUCGCUACGAAGAGUUUGCCGAUGGGUUUCGCCAGGCACUGGUGGCAAUCCUUGCUACCACGCCGGACAAGGCUGAUAAGGAGGCAUUGGCCCACUUUCGUUUCACGUUUCGGCUUUUUGCCGAGAUGGUGCUCAUUGGCGUUUUCAAUGAAGACAACGAAGGCAAAGAGCUCUGCAAGCGCAUCGCCAACUAUUUGAAGAAGGACAAAGAGUUUGAUCUGCUCGCAUUAUCCGUGCACUUGGUUGAACAUUUAGCUCUGGAUCUCGCAGCUCAGCUGCCCCGCGAGCAGUUGGGGAUAUUGCACAAGUUUGAACUCGAGGCCACACUUGACACGCCCUUUCCGGACCUUGCUCCAAAUAUGAAGGCGCUCCUUGUGCGAUGGUACAGUAAAGUUGCGGAGCGCCUCGUACGCGAGAAAAAAGCCUUGGACAAGCGCCUACGACAAGAUCAAAAUCAGGUUGAAAUCAAGGGCGAGCUUUCCUCAGAACGCUCGGAGGGGACUAGGGCUAUGCAAAGCGCCUACACCGAACUAUUGCAGUAUACCAAAGUGCUGGCCAACGUCCUUGACCAGGACAUGCCUGAUUUACCUGUGGCGCCGGCUGAAGAUGAGCUGAUGUCAGGCGUUGUCGUGGACACGUCCAACCCUUUCAAGAACCUCAACCCGGAGGAUGCAGCAUCAAGCCUGUGGGUAGAUGUUGAGGAGCAAGAGUUUUACGAGCAUCUCCCCGACCUACAGGCUCGCCUUCCAGAGGUGCUCUUUGCCUCGAGCAAGAAGCAACGCCGCAAACUGCGGAAGAAGGCCGAAGAGGAGGCUGGCGCACAAGAUGAGGGCGCGAGCGAGGGCGAGCAGGAAGGUGAAUCGCCGGGAGAUGGUCCCGAAGGCGAGGUUGAGGAUGAUGGCGAGGAAGAGGUCGAUGAGGAGGCCGAGCUCAGGGAGGACGCCAAUUUGGAUGAGUAUGACGUGGACCAGAAGGCACCACUCACAGCCGGCCCGCCAGAGGGGGGGACAGCAAACGAUAAGAUUGUGGCUUUUCUUGAGCAGUUGCCGAAUAGCAUGACGACAGAUGCCGUGGACCGUCUGGCGGAAGAGUUUUGCUACUUGAACGAUAGCGGCGCCCGGCGGCGCCUUGCUGAGGCGUUAUUCAUGGUUAAUCGCAAUCGCGUCGAUCUACUACGCUACUACGCUCGCCUUGUGGCUACACUCUAUCCAGGCAUUCCUGAGGUGGGCACCGAGCUGAUCAAAAGCCUCAACGGUGAAUUUCGUUUUCUCUACUUUAAGCAUCCGGCCGAUCGCAUCGAGAGCAAGGUCAAAAACAUGCGAUACAUUGGCGAGCUGAUCAAAUUUCGCGUGUUUCCGAUCAACGAUGUGAUGCGCAUCAUGCGGGUGUGUGUGUGUGUGUGUGUGUGUGUGUGUGUGUGUGUGUGUGUGUGUGUGUGUGUGUGUGUGUGUGUGUGUGUCUGUGUGUGUGUCUGUGUCUGUGUCUGUGCCUGUGUCUGUGUCUGUGUCUGUGUCUGUGUCUGUGUGUCUGUGUCUGUGUCUGUGUCUGUGUCUGUGUCUGUGUCUAUGUCUGUGUCUCUGUCUCUGUCUCUGUCUCUGUCUCUGUCUCUGUCUCUGUCUCUGUCUCUGUCUCUGUCUCUGUCUCUGUCUCUGUCUGUGUCUAUGUCUCUGUCUCUGUCUCGUCUCUGUCUCUGUCUCUGUCUCUGUCUCUGUCUCUGUCUCUGUCUCUGUGUCUGUGUGUCUAUGCUGCUCAACAAAUUCACCGGACAAAAUGUGGAAAUGCUCACCAACUUACUGGACACGUGUGGCCGAUUUCUCUAUCGCUCUCCCGAGACGCAUGUGCGCACCAAGGCGCUCUUGGCCACCAUGAUGAAGAAAAAGGUGGCUUUGCACGAUGAACGCUACCUGACGAUGAUCGCCAAUGCGUACUACUAUUGCAACCCACCAGAGCGUGCCCUCAUCGAAGUUAAAGUUCGACCUCCACUUCACGACUAUUUGCGCAAAUUGUUGUACAAGGAUCUCAAACCAAAGGCCGAUGUCGUCAAAUCGUUGCUGCCCAAGCUUCGCAAACUUCCCUGGUCGGAUCCAGUCUUUUUCCAGUACGGCCUCAAGUGCUUUGUGCGCGCAUGGCUGCUCAAGUUUGACGAGAUCAUGGCGUUGGCCUCGUUGCUGUCUGGACUUCGUGAUCACGUGCCUCAGCUGUCGUAUGCCGUUGUUGACGCUGUUUUGGAGGAAAUUCGCUUGGGCAUGGAGAUCAAUACGCCAGACAUCAACCAGCGUCGGGUAGCCACCGUCAAGUUUCUGAGCGAGCUCUUCAAUUUCACGCUUGUGGACAGUGGUGUCAUCCUGAACACACUGUAUUCUCUCAUUUCCUUUGCCGCCCACGACCCAUUCCUCGAUCCACCCCACAACGCAUUUCGCAUCAAGCUUGUCUGCGUUCUUCUUGAUACAUGUGGGAGCUUCUUUGCGAAGAGCCAGGAGAAGCGUCGGUUGGACAACUUUCUACUCUACUUCCAGCGAUACGUCCUGCGCAAGCCCCAGCCGUUGCCAAUGGGCAUUAAGUUUACCUUGCAAGACACGUUGGAAGCCCUACGAAAGUGCAGUGGUGCUCCCGAGCUGCAUCUCGUCCGUCCCCUUACGCCAAGCCCAUUGUUUGCUACUGGUCAACACAGUCCGAAAAUGGUCCCCAUCAGCACGCUCGAAGAGGCUGAGGCUGCAAUUGCAGAGUUGGAGGCCGAGAACCUUCGCAAGCUUGAAAAGAAGGGCUUUGACAUCAAAGCUCUACAGCAGAGCCAGAGGGCUGCUCUGGCCGAUGCCAAUGCCGGUGAAGACAGCGACUCCGAUGACGAAGAUGACGAUGAUGACGACGAUGAUGAGGGUGUGUCAUGGUCUCUCUCUUCUUCUCGCAAUGCAAGCCACUGCUAUUCGACCUCUUCUAUCAUGCAAAUGUCGGCCAGCGAUCAAUUCACGGCGCAUGCCUUAUGGUUCUUGCUUGCAUGGGCGGAUGAACACCGCGAUACACACAUAGAAGUUGACGCGGGUUCGACAGACGCCGUGGCGAACAGUGAAGCGGUCGAUGACGAUGACGACAAUCAUGUGGUGCUCAAGGAAGCAAAGCCACACGAGCCCGAGCCAGAGGAUGAAGAUUUCGUCAAGGAGUUCAAUCGCAUGAUGACGGACUUGGGCAAGAAGAGCAAUCAGCCAGCCAAGGCUUUGGACGUGGCCAUUCCAGCACAGCUCAAGGGACAAGCGCCUCGCGAGGUUCACGGAGAUGGUGGUAGUCAGUCCAAGCUUGUGUUUACGUUGCUGACCAAAAAGCGCCAGCAGGAAAUCUUGGUGCCUGCGGCAACGGGCAUGGCCGAAAGCAUGAUCCAACGUCAACGUGAGGAAGCAGCCGAGCGUCAACGAAACAAGCGCCUGGUCAUGGAGUUUGAUCAGCGUGCCAAGGCAGAGGAAGAGGAGGAAGAACUUCGUGGUGUUGUCCACCCUAUCCUCCGCGAGCAAGCAGUUGUGCCCCGAAGCAAUGCACGCGACACGUCGCGCAACAAUCGACGCCAACGCAAGGGAUAUAUUGGUCCUGGUGCCCGUGCACAGCAGCGUGCAACCAUGGAUGAGGACGAGGACGAGGGAGAGGAGCGAUGGACUGGCCAACCUGUAUUUCCAACGUGA
This is a messenger RNA of Monosiga brevicollis MX1, 4056 nucleotides long. RefSeq lists its product as uncharacterized. Gene Ontology annotation, biological process: nuclear-transcribed mRNA catabolic process, nonsense-mediated decay. Gene Ontology annotation, cellular component: cytoplasm; exon-exon junction complex. The coding region runs from base 1 to 4056 and encodes 1351 amino acids. Lineage: Eukaryota; Choanoflagellata; Craspedida; Salpingoecidae. Gene Ontology annotation, molecular function: RNA binding; protein binding. The transcript has 19 exons. The record is from RefSeq and is a predicted model, not a curated record.